AUGGCAGCUCUCGCCAGCUCUCUCAUCAGACAGAAACGGGCGGUCAAGGACGACGGACAAAACCGACCUGUAGCCAACAAAAGGAAGCCCUGUCCCAAGAGCAACAAGUCUCUGUGCCAGAAACAGAUCUUAGUCCUUAUCUCUAAAGUACGGCUAUGUGGGGGUCGAAAAGGUCGAAACGAAAAGAGACCGGAGCCCCAGUUGAAAGGCAUCGUUACCAGGCUGUACAGUCAGCACGGAUACUACCUGCAGAUGCAGCCGGAUGGCACCAUGGAUGGCACAAGGGACGAAGGCAGCUCCUUCUCACAAUUCAACUUGAUUCCUGUGGGUCUGAGGAUCGUGGCGAUCCAGGGAGCGAAGACAGGGCUCUACCUGGGCAUGAACAGCGAGGGGUACCUCUACACCUCUGAACACUUCACUCCAGAGUGUAAGUUCAAGGAGAGUGUGUUUGAGAACUACUACGUGACCUACUCCUCCAUGCUCUACCGCCAGAACCAGUCGGGCCGCUCCUGGUAUAUCGGUAUCAACCGCGACGGACAGGUUAUGAAGGGCAACCGGGUGAAGAAGACCAAGGGAGCCGCACACUUCCUGCCUAAAGUCAUUGAAGUUGCCAUGUACAAGGAGCCAUCGCUACACGAACUAGUCAAUGAACAGAAAGAAAAAGAGAAGGAAAAAGAGAAGGAAAGAGAUAAAGACAGCCCUGCUCGGAAGACAGUGAAGACGUCAGAAGAACGUCAUGAAAUAACAUUCUCCAUCAAGAACUGCAGGAAAGAGAAAAAAGCUCCCAAGGCUGACGCCUCGUAG
Molecule: messenger RNA, 804 nt
Organism: Salvelinus namaycush (lake trout)
Lineage: Eukaryota; Metazoa; Chordata; Actinopteri; Salmoniformes; Salmonidae
Product: fibroblast growth factor 11-like
Exons: 5
Coding region: 1-804 (267 amino acids)
Biological process (GO): animal organ morphogenesis; regulation of cell migration; positive regulation of protein phosphorylation
Cellular component (GO): cytoplasm
Molecular function (GO): growth factor activity; fibroblast growth factor receptor binding
Source: RefSeq, a predicted model, not a curated record